AUGACAGUACAGAACCUCAUGGAAUCAAGGGUCAGUUGUAACCUCACGGUGUCUCAUGGAAUCGAGGACACCAUUGUGAAACUUGGGGGCAAUCCCCAUGCGAAGGCACAGCAAAUAUCCAACAGCAGUUCCAUCAGGCACUUCCUCCUGCUGGCACUGGCAGACACGCGGCAGCUGCAGCUCCUGCACUUCUGCCUCUUGCUGGGCAUCUCCCUGGCUGCCCUCCUGGGCAACGGCCUCAUCAUCAGCGCCGUAGCCUGCGGCCACCACCUGCACACGCCCAUGUUCUUCUUCCUGCUCAACCUGGCCCUCAGCGACCUGGGCUCCAUCUGCACCACUGUCCCCAAAGCCAUGCACAAUUCCCUCUGGGACACCAGGAACAUCUCCUACAUAGGAUGUGCUGCUCAGCUCUUUUUCUUUCUGUUCUUCAUCUCAGCAGAGUAUUUUCUCCUGAUCAUCAUGUGCUAUGACCGCUACGUGUCCAUCUGCAAACCCCUGCACUACGGGACCCUCCUGGGCAGCAGAGCUUGUGCCCACAUGGUGGCAGCUGCCUGGGCCAGUGCCUUUCUCAGUGCUCUCAUGCACACGGCCAAUACAUUUUCCCUGCCCCUGUGCCAUGGCAGUGCCCUGGGUCAGUUCUUCUGUGAAAUCCCACAGAUCCUCCAGCUCUCCUGCUCCACAUCCUACCUCAGGGAACUUGGGCUUCUUGUUUUCUCCAUCUGUUUAUCACUUGGCUGUUUUGUGUUCAUGAUUUUCUCCUAUGUGCAGAUCUUCAGGGCUGUGCUGAGGAUCCCCUCUGAGCAGGGACGGCACAAAGCCUUUUCCACCUGCCUCCCUCACCUGGCUGUGGUCUCCCUGUUCAUGAGCACUGCAGCGUUUGCCUACUUGAAGCCCCCCUCCAUGUCCUCCCCAUCCCUGGAUCUGGCCCUGUCAGUUCUGUACUCGGUGGUGCCUCCAGCCCUGAAUCCCCUCAUCUACAGCCUGAGGAACCAGGAGCUCAAAGCUGCAGUGUGGAGACUGAUGACUGGAUGCUUUCAGGAACAUUAA
Messenger RNA from Zonotrichia leucophrys gambelii, 1047 nucleotides. RefSeq names its product olfactory receptor 14J1-like. The record is from RefSeq and is a predicted model, not a curated record. Bases 1 to 1047 code for a protein of 348 amino acids. NCBI's taxonomy places the organism in Eukaryota, Metazoa, Chordata, Aves, Passeriformes, Passerellidae. Gene Ontology annotation, cellular component: membrane. Gene Ontology annotation, biological process: G protein-coupled receptor signaling pathway. Gene Ontology annotation, molecular function: odorant binding; olfactory receptor activity; G protein-coupled receptor activity. The transcript has 2 exons.